Lactuca sativa (garden lettuce) is the source of this 1155-nucleotide messenger RNA. The record is from RefSeq and is a predicted model, not a curated record. NCBI's taxonomy places the organism in Eukaryota, Viridiplantae, Streptophyta, Magnoliopsida, Asterales, Asteraceae.
AUGGGUAAUGCAAUAAAAAAAGUGUUUCCAAAUACUCGACAUCGCUUUUGUUCAUGGCAUAUCAGGAAGCAUGAAACUGAGCACCUUCGAUCUUAUGUUUCCCGUUACAGUGAUUUUCAAGAAACGCAUAGAAAAUGGGUAAAUAGUGACACCAUUGAACAAUUUGAAGCAACAUGGGAAGACAUGUGUAUUAAGUAUGAACUAGAAAGCAAUUGUUGGAUUAGUGACAUGUAUAACCAACGUAUACAUUGGGCUAAACCCUUCUUGAAGGAUAUUUUCUUUGCUGGUAUGACCACAACCGGACGAAGUGAGAGUAUCAAUUCAUUUUUUGAUGGAUUUGUUAACUCGAAAACCAUGCUGAAUGAAUUUGUUGUACAAUACGACAAAGCAGUUGAGUCACGAAGGGCUGCCGAAGAAGAUGAAGACUUCAAGACUAUGAACUCAAGGCCGGUUCUUUCUUCGGUGCAUCCAAUCGAAGCAAAAGCUGGUCAAUGUUAUACUAGAAAGAUGUUUGAUACUUUCAAAAAAGAAUGGACCGAAGCUAUUACCAAUUUGAGUCACAAUACCCUAACAAAAACUACAGAAGAAAGAACAUAUAAAGUUGGGCAAUUGGACGUUGAUAAAAAAAUAUUGGCCUUAUAUGUGAUGAAGAAGAAGAAUGUUCAAGAACUGCCGAGUCAUUAUAUUUUACCGCGAUGGACACUUGGUGUUAGGUACAAAUUAGGUAGUGUUAGUAUCGGACUUGGAGAAAUUAAUAAUGAAAAUGGAGUUAGUGCCUACACAUUAUUUUGUGUCCGUUCAAAUUUUACUAAACUAAUUGAACAAUCAAGGAACUCCCCUUCGGAGAUACAAAAACUCAAUUCGAUGUUGAUAAAUCUUUUAGAUGAUCAAGCAAACCGAAAGAAAUCUGUGUCUUCGGAGAAUGCAUCUCAAAGUUUUUGUAUGGGAGUUUCACAAGUAGAUAUGAUGCCACAGUUAUCUGUCCGUGAUCCUCUUGGUCCAACUACUUCAAAAGGGCGUCCUAAACUUGCAAGUAGAAUCAAGUCUUCUUUGGAAGCCCCUAAAAAACGAACAUGCUCUUACUGUCAAGGAUUGGGUCGUUAUGCUACUAGUUGUUCAAAAAGAAAGGCAGAUGAAUCGUUGCAAGAGACAUAA